CGCCGGGUGCGCUGUGAGAGUGCGGGGCUGCGCGGGCCGCCGGUGCGACCAUGGGUCCCGGGGCCGCUCCGCUUCCGGUCCUGUUUCCGGUCUCGUUUCCGGUCCCGUUUCCGGUCUCGUUUCCGGUCCUGCUUCCGGUUCUGCUUCCGCUGCUCUGCGGCCUGCAGAGGGGCGCCGCCCGGGAACUGCCCGCCCCGCCCCACAAAAUCGCGGUGAUCGGGGCAGGCAUCGGAGGCACUUCGGCGGCGUACUACCUCCGACAGAAGUUCGGCCAGGACGUGCAGAUCGAUGUGUUCGAGAAGGGAGACGUGGGGGGCCGCCUGGCGACCCUAACGAUGGAGGGGCAGGAGUACGAGGCUGGGGGCUCCGUCAUCCACCCCCUCAACCUGCACAUGAAGCGCUUCGUCAAAGAACUAGGUCUCUCGGUGAGCCCGGGAGCCGGCGGCCUCGUGGGGAUUUACAACGGGGAGACGUUCGUGUUUGAGGAGAGCAGCUGGUACAUCGUCACCGUGGUGAAGAUCCUGUGGCAGUACGGACUCCAGUUUCUCCGCAUGCACAUGUGGGUCGAGGACAUCCUAGACAAGUUCAUGAGGGUGUACCGGUACCAAGCCCACGACUACGCGUUCAGCAGCGUGGAGGGCCUCCUGCACGCCCUGGGAGGGGACGAGUUCACCCGCCUGUUGAACGGCACGGUCCUGGAAGCCCUGCAGAAGGCCGGCUUCUCGCACAAAUACCUCCACGACAUCGUCACGCCCGCCAUGAGGGUCAACUACGGGCAGAGCGCCAACGUCAACGGCUUCGUGGGCGCGGUGUCCCUGGCCGGGGCGGAGUCGGGGCUGUGGUCGGUGGAAGGCGGCAACAAGCUGGUGUGCUCGGGCCUGCUGUCGGCGUCCGGCGCGCGCCUCCUGGCCGGCGCCGUCACCGCCAUCGAACGGAAGGCGGGGAGCGGCCCCGACGGACAGGCGCUCCCCUCGUACCGAGUGGCCUACGAGACGGCGGGCGGGCCGGCCUCCGACCUCUACGGCCUGGUCGUAGUGGCCGCCCCCCUCAACCGCCGCAUGGCCAACAUCACCUUCGUCAACUUCUCGCCCCCCGUCCCGGAGUUCCACAAAUACUACCACCAGACGGUGACCACCCUGGUCCGCGGCCGCCUCAACGCCUCCCUCUUCGGCCGCACGGCCCCCGGCCCCUUCCCCCUCACGGAGAUCCUGACCACGGACGGGCCCGACCUGUUCAUCAACAGCGUCGGGGCGGUGACCCCCGUGACGGGGAAGCGGGGGGCGGCCCCGGCCGAGGCCCCCUCGGCGGUGUGGAAGGUCUUUUCCCAAGAGCCUCUGAGCGAGGAGCAGAUGAACCUGCUGUUCGCGUCGUACGACGCCGUGCGGGAGCGGAGGUGGCUGGCCUACCCUCACUACCGGCCCCCGGAGAAGUGCCCGCCCGUCAUCCUCCACGACCGGCUGUACUAUCUCAGCGGCAUCGAGUGGGCGGCCAGCGCCAUGGAGAUGAGCGCCAUCGCCGCCCACAACGCGGCCCUCUUGGCCUACCACCGUUGGUACGGCAACGCGGAGAUGAUCGACCAAGAGGGGCUCUACGAGAAACUCAGAACGGAGCUUUAAAGCCCCCCGGCGCCUCACACCGCUUCUCCCUCUCUCCCCUCUUCCUCUCCCUCCCCACCCCCGGCGUCGAGUGGGGCGUCCCCCCACUCCCGCCAUCGAACGGAGCUCAGGGAUAUCCGUGUCGGACCGAAGGCCGGCUUGGUUUUGAUUUUAAAAGUCAUCGAUCGGGGGCCGUUUGAACCGGGACACCCUCCUCCCGGGGACCUGACCCGGACCUCGGUCUCCUGGCCGACACCUGAAAGACGGAGGCCGGGCCCUCGGCUCACAUCCGGUUGCCAGAGCUCGGAGGUCUGCGUGCUCGGCCCAUAGUAAGCGCUUAAAUACCAUAAUUAUUAUUACAGAAACGAGGGCAGGCUUCCCCUUUUCAUUUGGGACACGAAGAAGCCCUCUUGCAAGGUCCCAUAAUUUCUAAUUCCGCCUUUCUUUAUCACGGAUAAUCGCGUGCUCUUUCAGGGUCGAGCCCCGGGGCUUUGCUGGGUAAUCACGCUCCUAAAAUAAGUGGCAAGGCCCCAGCCGGGGAGAGAGUUCAAGGGAGAUAAAGGACGAACAGUAGACAAGUUAACCGAGUGGAAGACACGGAUCCUGUGAUUCCUCGCAGCUACUCCGCUGAUCAUUUUUGUUGCCGGACUUGCUGGGGUUUGAGUUGGGCCACCUGCGACGGGGGCACAGGACUCCCUCUCCCCACCUACCUCGUUGGGCUGAUCCGAGCGAGCGGGAACUUCAGUUCCCAGCAGCCGGAAGAUGCUCGCUAAAUUCCUUACUACUUGCCAAGUAUCGCCGGCGAAAGAAAACCGAGAAGCAGUAUGGCCUAGUGGCUUCUAAUUCCGGCUCCUCCGCUGUGCCACCUGGGGCAAGGCGCUUGGCUUGUCUGGGCUUCAGUUCCCUCUUCCGUAAAACGUCCCGCCGACACCUCAAACGGGACGCGGCCCAAACGGGACCCUGCGUCUUCCCACCCAAACCCUGUCCACCCCAACCUUCCCAUCCUGCCUCACAAGCCCGUAACCUUGGCCUUAUCCUUGA
Molecule: messenger RNA, 2636 nt
Organism: Tachyglossus aculeatus (Australian echidna)
Lineage: Eukaryota; Metazoa; Chordata; Mammalia; Monotremata; Tachyglossidae
Gene: PCYOX1
Product: prenylcysteine oxidase 1
Exons: 6
Coding region: 51-1616 (521 amino acids)
Biological process (GO): prenylated protein catabolic process; prenylcysteine catabolic process
Molecular function (GO): prenylcysteine oxidase activity
Source: RefSeq, a predicted model, not a curated record